CAAUAAACUCUCUCUCACGUAUUUUGAAAAAAUUUUUUGAUUUUGAUAACCCGAUGAUGAUGAUGAUGAUGAUAACCUUAAGAAGAGGAAAAAUUCAUAGAGACUAAAUGUAACUCCCACAUUUGGAUGAGUAAAUCAAAAAUCCUCGAGGAAAUAAACACACACACACAGGUUGUGUGGAUGCCAUUUUAGGUUUUGAUUUUCUACCAUUACGUUAAAUCAUCAUCAUCAUCAACAACAACAACCCGUUAACCAGUUAACAAUGGCCAAUCGUAUAUUUUUCGUAUUCAUCUUUGCUGUUUUUGGAACAAUUGUUCAAUCCAAAAGAAUAUUAUUCUAUGAACAAAAUCCUGGCUGCAAUAUUGUUGAAUGUAAUGAUACUCAUGUUGUUCAUAUUACAUCUGAAGUGGACGAUGACAAAAAUCAAUCUACUUAUCAUAAUUUAUGGAUAUUCACCAAUGAUUAUAAACCAACAAUCAUUCUGUUUGAAACUGAACCAAAGGCAAAAUUAUCCAUUGAUUGGUUGAAAUUUUUUCAACAUGAAAAUAAUUCAAUCAUAUUCAAAAAUGGUUCCGUACUAAAUAGUUUUGGCGUUGAAUUUACUGAUUUAUUCAUUGCGAAUAUGACAUCGAAACAAUUACUUUAUAAUAUUCCAAUUGAUCAUUUGAAUUGGUCAGUAAAUUUUACUGAACCUCGUGAUAAUCAAUCAUCGAUUCGAGCUAUAUUUAGUAAUGAAAAUUCAUCAAUUGGAAAUUUUCGUUUUCAUUUGAAAUCAUCUGCUCAUUCUGGACGUGAACAAUUGUUACCGAAAUUAAUCUAUUCGAAUGCUGGAAAUCUUUUACAAUUUGAAAUCAAUGAUCUUUUCAUACCAGAAUCAAUAAAACAGAAUAAUACCCGUUUACAGUUAUGUGCCAAUCUAACUACCAUAUUGGAUGGUCAUCGUUUGAAUAGCCAGAUUGAAAAAUUUACAGGAAUGGAUGAUGAAUAUACGCCAGGUGUUUUUCAGCGUUAUCUAUAUCAAAUGGAAACCAUUGAUAAAGUGGAUAAUAAUAAUCAAACCAGAUCAUCAUUUAUUGGCUGGAAACCUGUAGCAUAUUUUGAUCAUAAACAACAGAUUGCCACAUCGCUUAAAGUGAUUAGCCCAUCAAUUGAAAAUAUGACAACAAUUCCAUUAUCAUCAUCAGCAUUGAAUGGUUAUUUUCAAUCACCGACAUCAUCAUAUACAAUUAACAAAUUGGCAAAUUUUCGUUUCAAUUCUGAAGAUGAUAAUGAAUUUGAUUUAACCAUUAAUGGUACAUCAAUCGAAUUUUCAUUAUCAUUAUCAUUGAUUGCGUUGUCUGAAACACAAUUUUCAACAUCAAUGACAAUUAUUAUUGUUUGUAUAUUGAUUGGAUUUGGUUUACCAUUUAUUUUAUUAAUAGGAUUUAUUAUGUUUACUAUGUCAAAAAGAUUAUUAUCUUUAUUUGUUGGUAGUGGUAGUAAUAAUAAUUAUAAUCUACAACAUAAUAGUGAAAGUUCAGGCUAGUGUAUUAUAAAAUAUAUAUAAUAGUGUAUAUGAGGGAAUAAUUAAGAAUUUCAAAUCAUCAAUAUAUUCAUAUAUAUGUGCAUAAGUGACUAGUAUUUGUUUUCAAUUCGUCCAUAUGGAU
Molecule: messenger RNA, 1646 nt
Organism: Dermatophagoides farinae (American house dust mite)
Lineage: Eukaryota; Metazoa; Arthropoda; Arachnida; Sarcoptiformes; Pyroglyphidae
Cellular component (GO): lysosome
Source: RefSeq, a predicted model, not a curated record